Messenger RNA from Ipomoea triloba (trilobed morning glory), 2178 nucleotides. RefSeq names its product lipase-like. The record is from RefSeq and is a predicted model, not a curated record. Bases 371 to 1747 code for a protein of 458 amino acids. The transcript is spliced from 9 exons. Lineage: Eukaryota; Viridiplantae; Streptophyta; Magnoliopsida; Solanales; Convolvulaceae.
CAAUUUCUUUGUUCUGUGAAGUUGGCCAACGAGAAAUUUGUGGAAAAUUGAGCAAUUUCUUUCGCCUUUCUUAUACCCAUAGGAGCAAACGACUCCAUUUGAAAUUUACAGGGUAGGGGUCACGAAUUCCUCGCUUUUCUGCCCAUUCUUUCAAGGCUCAACUUGAACCCUUUGGAGAAACUUGAAUUGGAAGUUGAAUUAUUGGGAGGUUUGGUGGAUUUUGAGUAGCGUAUUCCAUUUUCCAUUUCAUUUUCUGCUGACAGAUAUAGAGUUUUUGUCCCAACGAGUCUUCUUCUCUUGUCUAGAAGAAGGCUUUCUGGGAUAUAAGCAAAUAUAUUAUAUAUCUGUCAUAUCUUAAUCUUGGGGUUCUAUGAAAAUGAUAAGAUGGGGGAUACUAUCACUGCAAUUAGCAGAGCUAUUCGUGACCUCCGUGGUUCAUUUGGCAUAUGGGUUUUACAUAUUCAGCACAGCUGUGGCUGGUGAUCUCUCUUUGGCCUUGAGUGAUUGGUUUUUCAAGCCCAAUUUGGAGAAUGGGUUGAAAGCAGAAGAUUCAAACAAGACAACCAGUGCCAAAGAUUUGCCUCCCAUUGUGUUGGUACAUGGAAUCUUUGGUUUUGGUAAAGGGAGAUUAGGUGGCCUGUCUUAUUUUGCUGGGGCAGAGAAGAAGGAUGAAAGGGUUCUUGUGCCUGAUUUGGGGUCAUUGACUAGUGUUUAUGAUAGGGCUCGAGAAUUGUUUUAUUAUUUGAAAGGAGGCCAGGUUGAUUAUGGGGAAGAACACAGCAGGGCCUGUGGGCAUUCUCAAUUUGGAAGAAUUUAUGAACAAGGGCACUACCCUGAGUGGGACGAGGAUCAUCCAAUUCACAUUGUGGGACAUUCGGCUGGAGCACAAGUAGCCCGUGUUCUGCAGCAAAUGCUGGCAGACAAGGCAUUCAAAGGACAUGAAAAUACAUCCGAGAACUGGGUCUUAAGCAUAACAUCGUUAUCUGGAGCUUUCAAUGGCACAACAAGAACCUACCAAGAUGGAAUGCAGCUUGAAGAUGGGAUAUCCUUGAAACCCAUCUCCCUGCUCCAGCUUUGCCGCAUUGGAGUGAUAAUUUAUGAUUGGUUUGACAUACCCUGGCUGAAGGCAUACUAUAAUUUUGGGUUUGAUCAUUUCAACAUCUCCUGGAAGAAAAGUGGCAUUUGGGGUCUCGUUGAUUGCCUUAUGGGAAAUGCCGGUCCAUUUGCUUCCGGGGAUUGGAUACUUCCUGACCUCACUAUCCAGGGUGCUAUCAGGCUGAACAGCCACUUACAUACAUUUCCUAACACGUACUACUUCAGCUAUGCCACAAAGCGCACGAGGAAAAUUAUGGGUGUUACAGUACCUUCCGGCAUACUUGGAAUACAUCCUCUACUGUUUAUCAGAGUACUGCAAAUGAGCCUAUGGCGACACCCUACUGAUGUCUCACCCCCUUACAAAGGCUACAGGGAUGAGGACUGGUGGGAAAAUGAUGGAGCACUCAACACUAUCUCCAUGACUCACCCUCGUUUGCCUGUUGAACACCCAAGUCAGCAUGUUGUAAAGGAUUCUGACUGCCAACCACUGCAACCAGGGAUCUGGUAUUAUAAGAUUGUGGAAGGUGAUCAUAUUCUUUUCAUUAUAAAUCGGGAAAGGGCCGGAGUCCAAUUCGAUUUGAUAUACGACGGCAUAUUUGAGCGCUGCAGGAAGCAUGUAUUUAGGAAACUACCAACAUUACCCGACAAGUGACUCUCUAGUUUGUAUGUAGGAAAGGGAAAAACACAACUCCAGUAGGCUCAGCACACCUGCCCACACCUUGUGCUUUGAGGUACGCGUGUAAGUACGAGGAAAUGUGUUGUUGGAAGACUAGUUUUGUGCAACUGAGUUGAAGCAAUGUGGUUAGUUAGGUGUUUGGCAGCCAUUGUUGAGGGAAAUAUCCAAAUGGUUGGAUGAUGUUGUUGAUUCUUGUGGGUGGGAGGGGACUAAAAGUUGAAUUAAUUGUAGGUGAUUAUAUUCUUUUAGUUCAGUUUUAGGCAGUUGUAGGUGAGAUGAGCAAUUAUAUUGUAUGGGACUUCAUCACCAUUUCCUACACUGUACUGUCUUCACUCAAAGGAUUAAUCCUUUCAAGUUUAAUAUGUAUAAAUUCUUCUAAUGCCAAGGACUCUUUAAUUUUAUAACUA